AUGCAGGUCUAUGGACUGCCUUGCGGGAGCGGCUUCGACCACAACAUCAAGGUCAGGCAAGGGAACAAGUUUCUCUCAACAGGAGCAAAAUCAGAUGGCGACCGCCACCAACGGAUACAUUUAAAUGCAAUGUGCCGGAGGAAUCACCGUUGUCGUUUUGUUCAAGCUUUUGUUGAUUAUAAAUUAUUUUUUCCACAAGUACAUCAAAGAGAGAUAUUGGCUUUGUUAGCAGCACUCAAGUGGCCAAAAAAUAUUGAAUUACACUGCCAGAGUUGUGUGGUGGUGGAAAAUGGCAUACUAAAAGUCACCUUAUCAAAUCCUGGGGGAAUUGUGACUGGAAUACAGUACAAUGACAUCGACAACUUGCUUGAAGUUUUGAAUGAAGAAUCUAAUAGAGGGUAUUGGGACCUUGUUUGGAGCUCACCGACAAGUACAGGAACCAGUGGUACAUUCGAUGUCAUCAAAGGAACAUCAUUCCAAGUUAUGGUUGAAAAUGAGGACCAAGUUGAGUUAUCCUUCACCAGGACAUGGGACGUCUCUCUUGAGGGCAAGUUGGUUCCUUUAAAUAUCGACAAAAGGUUCAUAAUGCUUCGUGGUUGUUCGGGGUUCUACUCCUAUGCAAUUUAUGAGCACUUAGAGGAGUGGCCUGCUUUCAAUCUUGACGAAACAAGAAUUGCUUUCAAGCUUAGAAAAGACAAGUAG
This is a messenger RNA of Sphenostylis stenocarpa, 702 nucleotides long. Lineage: Eukaryota; Viridiplantae; Streptophyta; Magnoliopsida; Fabales; Fabaceae. The record is from the annotation of a GenBank genome assembly.